Messenger RNA from Letharia lupina, 1077 nucleotides. RefSeq lists its product as uncharacterized. The coding region runs from base 1 to 1077 and encodes 358 amino acids. NCBI's taxonomy places the organism in Eukaryota, Fungi, Ascomycota, Lecanoromycetes, Lecanorales, Parmeliaceae. The transcript has 2 exons. The record is from RefSeq and is a predicted model, not a curated record.
AUGGCGGUCCUCUCCCUGCGUAUUGGUAUAGAGACUGAGGUCCUACUCUGUGCAAUUGACAUGCAAGACCAAUGCAAAGGUUCUCUUGAAGAGUUUGCCAAGGGUCUGGUCGGACAUUACAACACCAAAGUCAGGGAAAGACCCGGCCAACCCGAGAUGCGUAUGGCAUUUGAUACGUGGCAUGCGAGCGAAGAUCCUACAAACUCCCGGUACUGGUCUGUGGUGGAGGAGAUUUCUAUUGACCCGGAUGAAGAUCAUUGGGGUCUCGAGUUUGCAUCACCUAUCAUACGCUACGAAGCUGGAAGCUCAUGGCGCCAGAACCUGCAUUACCAUUUCCAAAUAAUCGAGAGCUACGCUGAGAUCAUGAGCGACGUCACAUGCGGUACCCACGUCCACGUAUCCCCAGGAUACAGCAAGUGGACUCUGGAACAAGUCAAGAAUGUCUCAAGAAGCAUCCUCUAUUUCGAAGAAGCGUUCGAAGUCUUGCUGCCUCCAGGACGCCGUGGAAAUCGCGAGUGCAGGAGCAAUCGGUUUGAUAAUCCAAAGCUCAAGCACCUGCCUGAUUUGGAAUCUUGUUUUCAAAGGAUCCAAGAGUGCACUGCGAUCGAGUCUCUGAUACAUCUGAUGAAUGCUAAAGAAGAGGACCCCUCCAAUGUCUGUGAGGAUUCGAAUGGGGAGAAAGCCGUGACGGAGCGUCGCUACGGGUUCAACUUCGAAAAUCUCAUGGAGGGCAAGAUUGGGACUAUUGGUAUGCACCCUAUUUGCGGGGAAAUGCCCACUGAAUGUACAGAGUGCUCACCACCUGAGACAGAGUUCCGACGUCCUCCUUGCGUUACCAACUAUCAGGACUGUGUUAUGUGGGCAGAAUUCGGGGCUUCUUUCAUGCAAGCAGCCAUGCAGUACGGUACCAGCCCGGAUCAUUUGCGGACGUAUGGGCCAGAUGUGGCUGGUCUGGCCGCGUUUAUCGGUCAAGCUGCCAUACCAGGCAUGAAUGAUCGAGCGAUUUUGGAAAAGAUGUUUGCCAGAGGGUCCGGUUGCUUGCCAGUUGGGGCGCUGAAAUACCAUCAUUAUUAUUGA